This is a messenger RNA of Talaromyces rugulosus, 957 nucleotides long. RefSeq lists its product as uncharacterized. The coding region runs from base 1 to 957 and encodes 318 amino acids. Lineage: Eukaryota; Fungi; Ascomycota; Eurotiomycetes; Eurotiales; Trichocomaceae. The transcript has a single exon. The record is from RefSeq and is a predicted model, not a curated record.
AUGGCGGCUCUCGAGCACUAUCUUGCGUCGCGCGGAACAGCAACAUCAUCAGCCCUAGGACCCGGCGCCGUUAUUACCAUCAUCCUCUAUUUAAUUGCUGCCGUGUUGGUGCAAUAUGUCUAUGGCCAAGUCUUCACUAUGCUUGCUGCUGUCGAAGACCCUAGUCCGAAUAUCUACAUGCACGCUAGCAUUAACGCCGUUGAGAAUUCCAUCGACAAAAGGCCCAUAACCAGCUCCCCUAGCAGCAUAAUCAAACAUCUCAAGGCCCAUGGCGGUCGUCUAUCUUGUUUUCGUGGCUUCUGGUUAUACCUGCUGAUUAGUGUUACCGGAGGUAUCAUCGUGUCUCUAUUUUGUCUUUUAGGUUCAGUGGGUUAUCACUUAGGGUCAUUCAUGGCUACACCCAUUGUAUCCGCCCUUCAAGUUGGCUGGAUUCAUCUUGUCAUUUCGAAGCCAUCAACAAAGACACUUUGGUCUCGCAUCCCGCCCUUUCGCUGGAUCUGGUGGUCCAGGAUUGCUUCAGCUGCUUUCCUGCGCUCCAUUGCUGUUCAACUUGUCGCGUGGGUUAUUGCUCCCAUCGCGUCCACCAUGAGCACCGGCCUAAUUCCCAACCGUGACAAUAUAUAUCAAUAUGUAUUUGGAAAGGUCGGUCUACUGAGUCUUGGUCUGAUACUCUAUGUCCUUAUCCAAAUGCCCGCUGAAGCUACAUUUAUUCGCGUGGCUGCAUCUAUGCUACCAGACGAUGACGAGACUAUUGUUCCCUUUGAUCGCUCCUUUGGUGGCAAAGUAACCCCUAAAAUUGUUGGAGGCUCAGGCAGAAUUGGUAUUCUUGACGCGUGGCGUUCCUUCAACAGAGAGUCGCAGGUGCUUGUUGUCAAGGCUGUUGGUUGGAACUUUGGCCUUCAGAUAGCUCUGCUGUUCGCGUUUGCCAUUGUUUUUAUCUUACAGACCUUGAUUUGA